UAUUUUUUUAUAACUUCCGUUAAGCAAUUUCUUUUAAACUGUCAUUUAUAGAAAAUACACUUUUAGUUCAAGUAUCGUAUAUACCAUAUAAAUAAAAUUGUCAAUAUCUAUAGGAUACGAUUCUACGAAAGUUUAGAUUUUUGUAUCCAGUGAUUGUUUUACAGCGAACCAAGCAAAAUGAGUUAUGGUUAUCAAGGACCACCACCACCAGUGAUUCCUGGAAAUGUAAAACCACCAACAUCAUUUGGGGCUCCACCUGGCACACCCUCUGCCCCCGGUGCUGCGCCUUAUUCUCAAAGUGACAACAUAGGCUUUACAAAUAUUCCUCCUGUAUCUUUUGGAAUGCCACAGCCUUAUUCUUCUCAAGUCUUAACUCCUUAUCCAACACAACCUUGUCAUCCUAUACCUAAUCAAUAUCCUCAAUAUCCUCCUCCAACUCCAGAAACUUCUCAACAAAUGCCUUUACUUAUGCAAAAGUCGACUUCUUCUUAUCCUCAGCAAAUGCAGCAAUCAUAUUUAAAUCAAUUUACAAUAUAUCCACAACAGCAAAAUUAUAAUUAUCCAAAUCUUCAGACUAUAUCAGACUCAAAAGAAUAUUUUAAUACAUCUUCUCCUUAUACCUUUGGUCCUAAUGUUUAUUCAAAUAAUUCAAGUUCCUAUCAAAGCGGAAGCUAUCCUGGGGGGCAGGGUGCAGGAUUCUAUUCUCCACACAAGGAUAGAUCUUAUCAAGCUCAUCCAGCCCCAGCCCCCCGGAGAAAUCAGUUUGCGCCUAAGUUAUCUCCUACAGUCAUAUCAUAUAAUGAUUUUGAUGCCAGAGCAGAUGCAGAAAUUUUAAGGAAAGCAAUGAAAGGUUUUGGUACAGAUGAAAAGGCUAUUAUUAAUGUACUUGCCAAUCGUAGUAAUCUACAACGCCAAGAAAUUGCUGUUCAAUUUAAGACUUUAUAUGGGAAGGAUCUUAUAAAAGAUUUAAAGUCCGAAUUAUCGGGCAAUUUCGAAAAAUUAAUUCUUGCUAUGAUGAUGCCAUUACCGCAAUUUUAUGCUAAAGAAUUGCAUGAUGCAAUGGCAGGUAUUGGUACCGACGAAUGCGUUCUUAUCGAAGUAUUGUGUACUAUGUCUAAUCAUGAGAUUUGUGUAAUUAAACAAGCUUAUGAAGCAAUGUAUGGAAAAACAUUAGAGGAUGAUUUAAGAGAUGAUACUUCUGGAAAUUUCAAGCGAUUAAUGGUAUCAUUAUGUUGUGCUAAUAGAGAUGAAUCAUUCGAUGUGAAUCCUGCAUCUGCUAUAGAAGAUGCAAAAGAGCUUCUCAGAGCUGGUGAACUUCGUUUUGGAACUGAUGAAUCAGUAUUUAACUCAAUACUUGUUCAAAGAAAUGUUCCACAACUGAAACAAAUAUUUGAAGAAUAUGAAAAUAUUACUGGUAACAGCAUUGAAACUGCAAUCAAAAACGAGUUUUCGGGUGAUAUUAAGAAAGGUCUUUUAGCAAUUGUGGAAUGCGUUAAAGAUAGAGCAGGUUUUUUUGCUGAACAAUUGUAUAAAAGCAUGAAGGGUCUUGGUACAGAUGAUGAUCGUUUAAUCAGAUUGGUUGUUACUCGUUGUGAAAUAGACAUGGGAGAAAUCAAAGAAAUAUUUAGACAGCGAUAUAAUGAAUCGCUGGAAGAUUUUAUUUCCGGUGAUUGUUCUGGUCAUUACAAGAAAUGUCUUCUAGCACUCAUUUCUUAAAACUAUUAACAGAAGUUAUAUUUGGUUCCAUUUAAUAACCUUUUCAAAUAUUUUACAAUUUAUAUAUUUGUUUAUAUAUUCUUCAUUGCUUAAUGUGUUGAUAUAAAUGAAUGAAAUAUAUUGAAAUAUUAUAAUUUACAUAAAAACUUUUAAUUACAACUUUAAUUACAUAAAAAAAUUUAUAAAAAUUUGCAUAUAUUACUAUAAGGUAUAAGGUAAAGUUUUGUACUAUGAAUCUCAAAUCUUUAUAUUAUUGUUAAAAAUUGAAAUGUUAUAAAAGUAUUUAGUUACUAAUACUACGAAUCUA
Molecule: messenger RNA, 2023 nt
Organism: Apis laboriosa (Himalayan honeybee)
Lineage: Eukaryota; Metazoa; Arthropoda; Insecta; Hymenoptera; Apidae
Product: annexin B9-like
Exons: 9
Coding region: 178-1716 (512 amino acids)
Cellular component (GO): cytoplasm
Molecular function (GO): calcium ion binding; calcium-dependent phospholipid binding
Source: RefSeq, a predicted model, not a curated record